UUACUGCCAUUUUUCGAAAUGGCCGCUAGUCUCGCGAUAGUGGUGUCGUCAGCGCCACCGACAUCCCCGGUAGAGCGGCUAAGCCACAGUCCCACCCUCAACACGUCUCCUCCUAUCACCGCGCCACGGCUUUCGGAGCUGAGAGCCAAUCAGCGCCGUCCGGUGGUGGCGGAGGGAUACGCGCGGUGUUUGCUGCCGGCGACUGAAAGAGACGAGAGAGAAUCUGAGAGCGGGAUGGAGAGGAAGCGCUGGGAAUGCUCGGCUCUGCCCCAGGGCUGGAAGAAGGAGGAGGUAACCCGCAGGUCGGGCCUGUCCGCCGGCAAGAGUGAUGUCUACUACUACAGUCCCAGUGGGAAGAAAUUCCGUAGUAAGCCACAACUGGCACGGUACCUGGGAAACUCCAUGGACCUCAGCACAUUUGACUUCCGCACUGGGAAAAUGCUGAUGAGCAAAAUCAACAAAAACCGUCAGCGAAUGCGAUAUGAUGGAUUGAAUCAAACAAAGGGCAAGCCUGAUCUGAACACUGCUCUCCCAGUCAGACAAACUGCUUCAAUCUUCAAGCAACCGGUCACCAAAGUGACAAACCAUCCCACUAACAAAGUAAAAAGUGACCCUCAGAAAGCAGUAGACCAGCCACGUCAGCUUUUUUGGGAAAAGAAGCUGAGUGGCUUAAAUGCUUUUGACAUUGCAGAGGAGCUGGUGAAAACCAUGGAAUUGCCUAAGGGGUUGCAAGGUGUAGGUCCUGGGUGCACAGACGAAACUCUUCUCUCUGCCAUUGCUAGUGCUCUGCACACAAGCACCAUGCCGAUCACUGGACAGUUGUCUGCAGCAGUGGAGAAGAAUCCAGGAGUCUGGCUCAACACUUCGCAGCCCCUCUGCAAGGCAUUUAUGGUGACAGAUGAUGACAUCAGGAAACAGGAAGAGCUGGUGCAACAAGUGAGAAAAAAGUUGGAAGAAGCUCUUAUGGCUGACAUGCUUGCUCAUGUGGAUGAAAUCUCCAAGGAUGGCGGUGCGCCACUUGAUAAAGAUAUUGAUGAUGACGAUGAAGAAGAGGAGGAAGAAAAUGCCAGAGGACAGGAUGUAGACGAUGUAUAAAACUGAAGUGUGUUGAGGUUUUUCCAUUGAUUGCAAUAUGAAUGAGACCAUAACCAUCCUUUCAUUAAAAUGACACUGGUCACUCAACCUGGGGACCAGAGUAAGAAUGACAGUCCUGGACUCUUCAUUUGAAACCUUUAGUAAUGCCUGUAAUUAUUGUAGCACUAUCUGACCAUGUGUAGAUGAAACAUAUAUAAAUACGUUUUGAAUUCAACUUGUUUUUCUAAGAGUUCACUCUUACUUAAAGAUUUUCAGUUUUGUAAAAUUCUUUAGAAUAAUCCAGUUGUUUAAGUUACAUUCAUGCCACAUUCUUUAUUCAAAUAAUGAAUUUAUUCCUCCUCCCCCCCUCCAACCCACACUGAUGAAGAGACAUUCUAAGUUUACCAUAUAUGUAACAACCGGGUGUGUAGGUUGUAGUUAAAUGCAUGCUGAACACCUUUUUAUUUUAACAUUGUAUUUAAUGAAAACAUCAGGCAAUAGAUGUAUAAUAUACUAGCUGCAGAUUUUUAUGUGGCUUCUACACACUCUACUCGCAUUAUUAUGACCACCAGCUAAUAGCCAGAGUAACUGCCGUGUGCAGCAUGGACAGCAGCUAGACGGGCUGAACUGUCAUUUUAGAAAUGCGUCUGGUUAAUUUUGAGCUGCUCCACUGCAGCGCGUUGGUUGGCCCUCACGCACCUUCGUAGCCGACGAUCACCUCUCACAUCAAUGGCAUGUGGUGCAUCACAGUGUCCACGUUUUUAAUUCGCAUUGGUGCCAUUUGUGUAGUCACUAUACACCUUCACCACAGCGGCACACGAACAGUUGACAAACUGCACUAUUUCAGAGAUACUAGGGUGUGGGAAUCAGAAAGAUUAUGGUCAAAUUGUCCUGUGGGUUUUUUUUUUUUAAAGUGGCAAUCAUUUACAUGGCAAAACCAGGUUGAUUUUGCUAUUUAAAUGAUUGGCACUUUAAAAAAAAAAAAAACACAGGACAAUUUGACCAAAAUAUUUCACUUUCUGAUUGUCACACCCUAUUACUUUUCCCCCUGGGUUUUAAAGCCGAUAAUCAUUCCUUUAUGCAACUCUGAUAAAUAGCCCCUUUUACCUGUGACAGCAGUGAUGUGUGCAGACAGCCUAUCAUACACCUUAUAUACUCGCCAAUCCAGUGCAUGAGACGUGAUGUACUUCAUGGGCUAUGCACUGCUGACGUCAAAUGUAGGAGGUGGUUGUAAUAAUAUGCCUCAACUGUGUAUAUGUUAAUACAUUUUUCUUGCUGUAGAUACCAGUGUCUGUUUCUAUCACAUAAUUCUUUAUUUCCACACAAAGCACUUCAGUGUUUUUAAAUCCUUUUGCGAUAACCUGCACACAACACAAUGGUUAGGGCAUAGGUUAGUACUAGGAACCUGAUCGUUCAGGCUGCGUCCCACAGCAUUUGAUGCGCACAUCCCUGGACAGCAAACAUGCGCAAUCUUAGAUUUAGAAGGGGAGGUGUGGAACGUUGGGAUAUUAAACAGUUGCUUAAUUAAUUUUUCCUCUGUAAAUCAGCAGUGGCUAUGGAUAUUAUAUUCAGUGGCAAGAUGUGUAUUGCACUCAUUGUAUGAAUACUCAUUACAAUUAACCUCUACCGGUCUUUAUACUCAAAUGGACCCACCACGCCUCUGGACGGGACAGGCUUUUCAAUAUGGUCAAAUGGUCAGCCUAGCUUUUGGCAUAUGCGCCCUUAUUGGCAGCACUGGAGCCCUACACAAUGUAUGGAGAAAUGUAUGUUUUGUUGGGUUUUUGUUUUGUUUUCCCUGAUCCUUUUGGAAAGGACAGUCAUGGAAACGCUUAGUUUUUUGUAUGUUUUAUACUUCAAAAUGUUCUCAAUUUUUUUUUUUUUAAUUGAUUUGGAGUCACAACAUGCAGCUCCAUGUUUUCUUCAAAAGACUCUCCUAGCAGCUUUGUAGCUUUUAUGGUAUCUCUUGCUCUACUUACAUAGUCUGAAACAUCCUGCCUACAGAGACAACACUGUCGGCUGAUUGGUUUCUGCAUAAUAAAAUUAAGAGUAUUAAGAUUUACAUUUUUUUUCUUUGAUUGCCAGGCUAUUCAGGCAAAAUUGCUUUUUAGAACAGAUUUCCAAAGUCUAAAGGCCCCCAUCCACUAGUCAGAUUUGGGCAGUUUUCUUCAGAUUUCGAUGCAUCUGACCGUCAUAUCUGAAGAAAAGUGUCACAUUGGAUGGCUCUUAAGAUCCAAUGCUCACUCCCGUGUCAGAUAUGUCUGAACUACAGAUGUCUGAGGCUGCCCCAACUAUUUAUCUGAAUCUGAAGAAAACAGGUGCACAUCGGAUUGUUUUUUUAACUUCAGAUGUAUCUGAUCAGAUUCAUCUGAAGCGUCACUUGACUGGCAUCUCCCUGACCACUCCCACCCACCAAGAGGGGGAACAGCGGCAGCAGCAUCAGAUCAAUCACAUGUAGCAUGUGUGCAUCAGAUAUAUCUGAUGCGAUCUGGCACAUGAUAUAUUGCAUCAGAUAUAUCUGAAGUGAAUGUAAUGAAAAUUAAAGCCAGGGUCUGAUCCGAUUCCCGGGACGCUCCCGGGAGAGGUCAAGAGAAAUCUGAUGCGAUCUGCAGUUCAGACAAGUCUGAGUAGUGGAUGGCCACCUUAAGGUUAAACAUUUUGAUUAUGUGUACAUAAGAUAGUGUCCACUUUUAAAAUGUUUUAAAAACAAACAUAAAAUUGUGAGUAGCUUGUAACCUAUCCAAUUGCUUUUGUAGUAAUAUAAUGCUGCGUGUUUAGUUGUAUUUGUGCGAUUUCUUUUUGAUUAGUAAUCCUGUGUUAUGCAGUGCCCACUGCACUGAACUUUUUUGUAAAUAUUAAACAUUUGUACAAAUCUU
Molecule: messenger RNA, 3947 nt
Organism: Pseudophryne corroboree (corroboree frog)
Lineage: Eukaryota; Metazoa; Chordata; Amphibia; Anura; Myobatrachidae
Gene: MBD3
Product: methyl-CpG binding domain protein 3
Exons: 6
Coding region: 19-1095 (358 amino acids)
Biological process (GO): DNA methylation-dependent constitutive heterochromatin formation; negative regulation of transcription by RNA polymerase II
Cellular component (GO): nucleus
Molecular function (GO): methyl-CpG binding
Source: RefSeq, a predicted model, not a curated record